CCCGCUCCUCCGCCGCGAGCCCUCAGAGUCUGGAUCUAUGCUGUAGCUAGAUGGGCUUUACACCACACGCCGCUGGCUUACAGGUUGCAGAGAGUGAAAGUUUUAUUUCGCAUGUGAAGCAGUUUUUAUUUUUAUUCCACUCGGGGCUUUUUUUCUCCUCUGCUUGGAUAUCUCUGACUUAGGCAUUGGAUAUGUGCACACAGGAUGAUGACAACCCCUUUCCUCCCCGUAGAAGUAAAAUAAAAUAGGCUUUCGCGCACACUGGAUUUACUCCUGUCAUUCCAUAUGAAGAAGUCAAAAAGUUGGAUACACAUCUGUGUCCGUUUCCUGUUGUUCACGCUUGGGGUACUUUCAGAUUCACUUGACGUCAACCCAGUGACCGAUGACAUCUCUAAACUCUCUACUUUGAGACAAAACAUUCCUAAAGAUUACAAAAUUCCUGUACGCUACAUUCCAAAAAAAGAGGGCGGGAUGUGUUGGGUGAAAUUAAAUGUCUUCUACUUGGAAGAAAGUUUACAAGAUUUAGCAGACAAGUUUGGAAACAUUUCAUCCAAUAGAAACGACAUUAGCAUAGUCAUCCAAAUACUCCAAGAACUGCGGCUCGCAAUGGGUCAAAGCUUGGAGAUGACCAUGUAUGAUUUUGAGUGCCACUACAGGGAAGAUGGGUGGCACACGGAGCGAUACUUUGACUUUGUCAAAGACUUCCUCACAGCUGCACAGAAUAAAGAAGAUUCAGAUGACUGUGAUCCUCCUCCCUGUCCCACCACACCGUAUACAGUAACAACAAAAGAAUAUUUACAAGUGUCACCCACUCCCAGCAGUAAAGGCCCCGGGUGCUCUACUGGCUGCACAGCACAUAAAGCACCUAGAUUGCUGCCUGAGGUGGUGGAGCGAAGCCUUCUCUCCUUACUCUUCAUUCCACUCUUAGCCCUCGUAUUCCUGCUUGUGUGGAAGGUCAGAUCACGAAGGAACGAGGAGGAUCUCCAACAGAAUGCUGGAGAACAAGGACUCUUCACAGGAACAGAAGGGACUGCACCUCCACUAGAUGCUGAAAUAUCAGAAAAAAACAAGCUGAACGUCAUUGAAAUAGUGUAAUGCUUCAACCCAUUGUUGUUCUUCAGUGUACUUGGGCUCUACUCCUCUCCUGCUGGUGUCCAAAGGUGAAAAGCAAACGUGAAGCUGAAUUCCAUAGUGAGGUGAAAGGCCUGUUUUUGACUGUUCUCCAGAUUCACUGUGGCACGUUAACACUUGCUGUGACCAAGAUUCUUCUGGUUAAAUCACGCCUGAUACUGUGUGGACAGGCUUGCCUUUCUCAUGAGACUGCAUUAACCCCAUGCUUUUGAACAAGACUGAGGUUUUAGCUGUAUCCCCCCCUCAACUCCUACCCCGCCCCAUGCCCUCUGCACCUGGAUUCUCUGGCUCCAAUUAAUCCAUCAGAACGUGCUGCAACAUCAGCGUUUUGGGGAAAACUUUGCCGCUUCAUCGUCACAUUGCUCCAGACCACCUGCGUUUUUUGGCCUGCCGGUUCAUCUUCAAAGAACAAAGCAGAGAGCGGUUAUCUCUUGUAUGAACUGAGGCAUGAAUUACUACCUCCGAUGACCCUCAAGUUAAUCACAUCCUCAGCAGCUCCACAAUUUCCUUUUAGUCUCGGGUUUCCCAAAGAAUAAUAAUGUUAAGCGUUGUAGUUCCAAGGUGUAGUCACAUUGUCUGGUUGGGGUAGGUACCCAGGGGGAGGGGGCGUGCAUGAUGUAUUUAUUUAUUGGCGGCAGCACUCAGCUGCUGGUGUUCAUGGAACUGAAAUGUUUCAAGUAAUGGGUUACAGUUAAAGAACAAUAUGUAUAGUAACACGUCAUAAAGCUACAAACGCAUUCCUGAACAAGUGAUAUUUUCUUAUAAGUUGUUGUUAGUAUAUACUGUAUGGCUCUGGUGAUUCAGAUUGAGUGAAUGGAUUACAUGGAAAAACACACACACAUAUAGAAAAUAUGCUGCUUUGACUAACUUACACUUAGACUAUUGAAAUCUGCAAUGACAUUCUCCUACCAACUAUCAGGGAUGACUUCUGUGGAUCCAGGUUUUUUUUUUUUUUUAAUUUAAAGCUGAAUUAUUCAUAACAUAGACAACAAUGGGACUCCCAUACUAUGUUAGUUCUACAAUGCCUUUAUAUUUUUUUUACUUAUCUCACCUUUAUGCUUGUAAGAUAGAAACUGUUACAUCAGACAUUUUGAUGACCAUUCACAUUGGAAAAGAGACUAAAUGUGACGCAAUUUGAAAAAGGAAACAGAUAUAAUAAAAUCGAAUAAACAAAUACCAUAUUAUAUCACUUUUUAUAUUAAGAUAUCUGUUUUUGACUGUUUAUUCAACGACCCAAUGUACCUACACAACCAUCCAGCUUAGACUGUUCUGCACUCACAAGGUUUAAUCUGUUCUUACUGAUUUUGCCUUUGUCCAGUAUUAGUGUUGUGUUUGCAUAAUAAAACCCAUUAUGGACAAUCUGACAAAGAUAGUUAGUGCAUGUAACCGAAACAGCUGCUGAAGGACGACACCUGUGUUUGUGAUAUUUCCAGACAACGCAUGUUAGUUCUCUCUACAAUCCAUGAAGCCCACCACAUGGGAAUGCCAUGCAAACCUAAAUAUCUAUUUUGCCUUAAAGUUGCCUCCUUCGCAUACCGAACUGUAGCACAACGGUGUGACUUUCAAAAUGCAAUAUGGUGAGUUUAAAAAGUUAUCGCUCCCUGUUGAAUGAACGAUCCACAUAAAUGGUCCAGAAAUCAUUUACGCACUGGUAGUCAAUUUGAAGCAAAUGGCAGGGGAGUUUGUUAAAUUCACACAGAUUAACUGAUUGUCAAGGCCACAGGGACCAGUCCCCCAACUCACUAACUUGACGCUCUCAUAAAUCUGAGAAGUCAGGAGCCGAGGUGCUCCCUGCCUCAGUGAUAAUAGAUCUUAUCAGAGCAGAGCAGUGGGAUUAACAUAUCUAUCUAAAGUCACUCCCAUGAACACAAGUGACUCAGCAUUUGAAUAAUUACGUCUUGGCAGUCAAUUGCAUGGUUUGGGUUUUUCCUUCAGUGCUGUAUGAGGACUCCCACAAAAGCCUUUCCCAAACACAAAAUAAAUCGACAAUGAAUUCUAGGUAAUAAACUGAUCAUUGACCUCGUCAGUGACUAAAAGAUAGAAGUGUCAACAGGGCACGCUGGCUGUGACCUAUCCAAUUAGGCAACUAGACAGUGACAGAAGUGGCAGGACACAAACAUUUGUUUCUAGUUCUAGUAUUUCUAUCAUAUUGGUGGUCUUACAUUGUACCAUGUCCAUUCUUGGUUUUGUGCCUUGUUUGAUUAGUGUGACUGACUUGUGUGUAAAUGUCAAAGGUCUGUCUAUGUCUCCCUGUGCUAGCAGUAAGUGGAGAGAUCAUUUUAGGGCAGAUUGAAAUAAUCUCACUUCAACAAACCAAUUGAUAUGCUUCCCCUUUUCUUUUCAAAUUAGAGUUUAGUUGGCUUGACCUGUGCCCAGUUAUGAUUAUGCACACUUUGUGUGGUAAAGCAGAGCUUUGGUAAGAGAAAACUAUCAGCAGAACAAACUGCAGUGGUUGUAACAUUUCUGUCCACAUGUUACAUUUUAGCCUUUGUAACCUUUAGGAAACCGUUCACUUGGUAACUGUUUGUUUCCUGUGUAUUUGGGACUAUAUGUUGGGCUUUUUUUUCUUAUAGGAGACAACAGUGUAUUGUACAAAACUGAAUCUGUGUUUGAAAAAACUGUAUACCACAUUGGUGUUCCUAUAGUUCAGAUCAACAGUACCUUUCAGCAUCAAUAGCUGGAAAUCUUUCGUGUGGUUAAGUAUCGUUUGUUUUGUUAAACUGCAGGAUAAAAUUAUUGAUUUAAAAAUGCAUUUUUGAAAAAAAGCGCUAUUAAUGGUGACAUCUUAUUGUGCCAUAUUAUCUAUGGCAGUGUAGAGCUGAGUCUGUGUUAGAAAAAGUAUACCACAUUGGUGUCCAUAUACUCCACAGCAGCGGUACUUUUGGCAGGGAUAUAUGAGAAAUUAGCGUCAUGGUAAAGUAUUGCAGUUUCAAAGCUUUUAAUCUGAUUGUUUUCAUUCAAAGAUGCAUUUUUGAGUAAUAUUGGCGUACGCUAUCUAUGGCAGUUUAGACCUGAUACCUGAGACUUUCUCUUUGAUCAUCCUUAGGUUAUGCUUCUCUACAUGAAGACUAUUAAAUGCAGUGCCCAGUAUUCUGACAGAGAUAAAGGCUAGUCUAGCCACAAACUAACAAUCAAGAUAUAUUAUGUCAAAAGUUGCUUUUUAUACAUAGUCUAUGAAUAUAAUUAGCUGCAACAGGUCUAAGCUGUGAACAAAUACAAAAUCAAAACACGAAAUCAAAAAAAGAAAGAAAAAAAAAGAACAUGGUCUCCCAUUUUCCUGUCUAUAUGAGAGCCAGAAACAGUCAGUAUGCCUGAUGCAUGGAACUCAGAAACCAAGCAAUUUCAUGCAUUAGUCUAGAGAAUGACUGCCCUUAAAUACUGUUCCUAUGUGGGUUGUUGUGUGAUCUGUGUGUGAACACAGUUGUAUCCCGAACAGUGCUUUUGGGCAUGAGUUAUCCAAUCCAUUCCACUUCAGUGGGUAAAUCAAAUGGCUCUAGGCAGGAAAUAAGUCUGGGUGCCAAAAAGCAAAUGUAAUUAUUGCCCGGUUGGUAUUCUGGGUGAAAACUCUACUGUAUUCUGUAUUUUUGUAUAAAUGUAAACAACAUAUAUGAAAUAUGAAUAAAGUACAUGUAUCCAACUUUUAUUUAUUGA
This is a messenger RNA of Mugil cephalus (flathead mullet), 4782 nucleotides long. It is a transcript of the gene kitlga, whose product is annotated as kit ligand a. The coding region runs from base 286 to 1095 and encodes 269 amino acids. The transcript is spliced from 10 exons. Gene Ontology annotation, molecular function: stem cell factor receptor binding; cytokine activity. Gene Ontology annotation, cellular component: plasma membrane. Gene Ontology annotation, biological process: positive regulation of cell population proliferation; cell adhesion. NCBI's taxonomy places the organism in Eukaryota, Metazoa, Chordata, Actinopteri, Mugiliformes, Mugilidae. The record is from RefSeq and is a predicted model, not a curated record.